Pistacia vera is the source of this 1424-nucleotide messenger RNA. Its product is annotated as DUF21 domain-containing protein At4g14240-like. Gene Ontology annotation, cellular component: intracellular membrane-bounded organelle. The transcript has 12 exons. NCBI's taxonomy places the organism in Eukaryota, Viridiplantae, Streptophyta, Magnoliopsida, Sapindales, Anacardiaceae. Gene Ontology annotation, biological process: magnesium ion homeostasis. Bases 1 to 1224 code for a protein of 407 amino acids. The record is from RefSeq and is a predicted model, not a curated record.
AUGCCAAAUGAAGACGCUGAAACUACAGCUAAUGGCUUUGAUGCUUGCAACCUGCAGGCCCUUCCUAUAUAUCUGGAUAAGCUUUUCAAUCAGUAUCUUGCUAUAAUACUCUCUGUGACUUUUGUUCUGGCUUUUGGAGAGGUUAUUCCGCAAGCAAUAUGUACAAGAUAUGGUCUUGCUGUAGGUGCAAAUUUUGUAUGGCUUGUGCGAAUUUUAAUGGUUAUUUGUUAUCCAAUAGCUUAUCCCAUUGGAAAGAUUUUGGACUGGGUACUGGGACAUAAUGAAGCUCUAUUUAGGCGAGCUCAGUUAAAGGCUCUCGUCUCAAUCCACAGCCAGGAGGCUGGUAAGGGAGGUGAACUGACUCAUGAUGAGACAACAAUUAUCAGCGGUGCACUAGAUUUGACUGAAAAGACUGCUGAGGAGGCUAUGACACCUAUUGAAUCAACUUUUUCCUUGGAUGUCAAUUCAAAGUUGGACUGGGAAGCAAUGGGUAAAAUUCUUGCUCGGGGUCAUAGCCGGGUACCUGUCUACUCUGGGAAUCCAAAAAAUGUUAUUGGACUUCUGCUGGUGAAAAGUCUUCUCACUGUGAGACCUGAAACAGAGACUCCAGUUAGUGCUGUUUCCAUCCGAAGAAUUCCCAGGGUACCAUCAGAUAUGCCUCUUUAUGAUAUAUUGAACGAAUUUCAAAAGGGUAGCAGUCAUAUGGCGGCAGUCGUGAAGGCUAAAGGAAAAAGCAAGACUCUUCCACCAAGGAUCGAUGGAGAAAUUAAAGCCAAUGGUGGGGAUUCUGAACUGACGGCUCCUUUGCUAUCCAAGCAGGAUGAAAAGACAGAAAGUGUUGUUGUUGAUAUUGACAGGCCUUCGAAGCCUAACAAUUUGAGUCGACAGACCUCUUCACAACGUAGUGAUGCGGCAACAAAGGGAUUAGCAUAUGCAUAUGAGGAUAUUGAAGACGGUGAAGUGAUUGGAAUCAUCACCCUGGAAGAUGUAUUUGAAGAACUUUUGCAGGAGGAGAUUGUGGAUGAGACAGAUGAAUAUGUUGAUGUACAUAAAAGAAUCCGUGUGGCUGCAGCUGCUGCUGCUUCAUCUGUAGCACGAGCUCCAUCAAGUCGCAGGUUAAUUGGCCAAAAAGCAGCUGGAGGCCAAAGUAAGCAAGCGCCAACGACUCCAAAGAAGUCUGCUGAGAAUGAUUCAAUUUCAACGAAAGGGGCUCCCUCAUCUUGAGAGCAAGUGUCGUGCUAUGUUGUCCGAAUGGGAGAGGAAUUUUGUAAACAUACAUAGAAAAUGAACAAUAAAGCGACGUAAUGUAUUUGAUAUUUUGAAGUUCAUUUUAGUAGAUUCUUUAUUGCUUCUCAACUAAACUCAAGAAUCCAUUAUGGAUAUGGGGCAAAUAGUAGUUCUGAUUUAAUUUGCAAAGUAAUUUG